Messenger RNA from Aspergillus pseudonomiae, 1687 nucleotides. Its product is annotated as glycoside hydrolase family 88/105 protein. Gene Ontology annotation, biological process: carbohydrate metabolic process. NCBI's taxonomy places the organism in Eukaryota, Fungi, Ascomycota, Eurotiomycetes, Eurotiales, Aspergillaceae. The record is from RefSeq and is a predicted model, not a curated record. Bases 463 to 1566 code for a protein of 367 amino acids. The transcript has a single exon.
UUUUUUUUUUUUUUAAAUUAAUGGUGUCAGUCCGCGGCACGAGGAUGAGUAUACGGGCGGUCUAACCCCAAGGUCAACGAGUCAUGGCUUAUCUUUCCCCAGUUCUGCAUUUUGGCCACCCCAUGGGCAAUUUUUGUCUGGGGAAAAGGUUUUGCGGAGAGGAAUAACCCGAGCUCGCAGCAGAAAUACCGGGCAAGUGCCGUCGGCCCACCGCGAAGCUUGGGCUCCAUGUCGUCGUCUCGUCAAAUAAGCGCGGAGAGCCAAGGAAACCGGCGCAAUUAAGUGCGCCUCCUCGGUGGGCGUUGACCCGAAGCUAAAAGCAUCCCACGGACAAGUUUCUCCGCGUAUCAACUUGUGGAUCCGCUUCGGUGAGCGUUAUUAGGGCGCUGGUCCGUUCACUCUCUGCCCGGCUUUCCUCGAUACUCAUUUCACAUUUUCUCUUGUCGCACUUCAAGGGUCUUCAUGAUGUCGUCUAAUACUUCCCCCCCGCAGGUGCGCGAGACCGUCAACCGCCUCAUCCAUAAUCUCGUUAACAUUAAAGAUGAAACGGGCCGGUUUCUCAUGCCGUUGGCAGACGGUCGCAUCAUCGAUACCAAGUCCUGGCAUGGCUGGGAAUGGACGCACGGCAUUGGUUUGUACGGUAUCUGGAAGUACUACGAAAUGACUGGCGAUCCUGAAUUAUUGAAAAUUAUUGAAGACUGGUUUGCCGCCCGAUUCGCCGAGGGCGGCACCACCAAGAACAUCAACACCAUGGCCGUGUUCCUGACCCUGGCCUACGUCUAUGAAAAGACAGGCAACAUCACCUAUCUUCCCUGGCUAGACGCCUGGGCCGAAUGGGCCAUGCACGACCUGCCUCGGACGCGCUACGGCGGUCUGCAGCACGCCACCUAUCUCACAGACAACUACCAGCAGCUCUGGGACGACACCUUAAUGAUGACCGUCAUGCCUCUUGCAAAGAUCGGAAAGCUACUAAACCGUCCAGAGUACAUCGCCGAAGCCAAGCGGCAAUUCCUCCUCCACAUCAAAUACCUAUUCGACACCAAGACCGGACUCUUCUACCACGGAUGGACCUUCGAAGACGGCGGCCACAACUUCGCGCAGGCGCGAUGGGCCCGCGGUAACAGCUGGAUUACCAUCGUCAUCCCAGAAUUCAUUGAACUGCUUGAGCUGGAGCCCACAGACCCCAUUCGGGUACACCUCAUCGACACGCUCGAAGCACAAUGCGAGGCGCUCCAGCGUCUCCAAAACGAGUCCGGCGCUUGGCACACGCUCCUGGACCACUCAGACUCCUAUGUCGAGUCAUCUGCCACUGCCGGAUUUGCAUAUGGUAUCCUGAAGGCGGUGCGCAAGCGGUACAUCUCUGCGCAAUAUAAGCCCGUAGCCGAAAAGGCGAUUGCGGCGGUGGUCGGGGCUGUGGAUGCCGACGGCGAGUUGCAGAACACUAGCUUCGGCACGGGAAUGGGAGAUAAUCUGCAGUUCUAUAAGGACAUUCCCCUCACGUCUAUGCCGUAUGGUCAGGCCAUGGCUAUCAUGGCUCUGGGAGAGCAUCUGCGUGGGUUCCUGUGAUGGGUUAGUCGUAUACCGAUUGUUUGUACAUAGAUGUGCCAUGAUAGAUAUAGAUUUUAUGAUUAUGAGGACAGAAUGAACGACUUCUGAUCUGAAUUUCGCUUGCUUUGGUCGAUGUAAU